This is a messenger RNA of Nomascus leucogenys (northern white-cheeked gibbon), 771 nucleotides long. It is a transcript of the gene GTSF1L, whose product is annotated as gametocyte specific factor 1 like. Lineage: Eukaryota; Metazoa; Chordata; Mammalia; Primates; Hylobatidae. The record is from RefSeq and is a predicted model, not a curated record.
AGCUUGACAUCACAGUAUAUCCCUGAGUCAAGUGGCUGUGGGUUUUUGGCUCUUGCAUCUGCUGUAUAUAGUUCUGUCUCAGGUGCCAUUUGCUAACUCUGUUCUCUGUGUAGCUGCUUUUGGCAGCUCCUCAUCUCUCUUCUAAUCCACCACUCAUGGUCCUAGAGAACAGACCACAAGUUAAGACUGUCACCUACAGAAUCCCAAGGGCCAAAACUGGGCAGAGGACAACUCCAUCCUUCUUACAAAAGGGCUUCUCCACAAGAAGCAUUUCCGUUAGACUCUGAGCAGUGAGAUACCCUGCUUCAAGAAUUUCUCAUGGAGCCAGAAGCCUUUGAAAUUUGCCCUUACGAUCCUCACCACCGAAUUCCACUCAGCAGAUUCCAGUACCACCUGGCAUCAUGCAAGAUCAAGAACCCCAAGAAAGCCAAAAAGAUGGCCACCUGCAAAUACAACGCCUGCCACGUGGUCCCCAUCAAAAAGCUGGAGGAACAUGAGGCUGUUUGUGUCAACAGGAGCGCUAUGGAGGAAGAGGACACCAAGAACCCUCUGAAAGUUAGUCUUCCCAGUUCAGAGCAGAACAAUGACACCCAGCAGACUUUUUUUCCUCAAAAGCUUGUUUGUGAAAAUGACACAAAAAAGUCAGCCAGAGAGACCAGUCCCCAGAAGAUCCUCAGACCAGGACAGUAAACUGCCAGCUGAGGAAGGAGCACACGCCUCGUAAAUGCAUGGAAGAACAAGCAAUGCAUCAGAAUAAAAGACAUGCAAAGU